AUGGAUCUAAUGAUACUCUAUGGCAGCGAAACGGGAAACAGUGAAGAACUGGCAAAACGGAUCGGACGACAGGCCAUCGACCGGUCGAUUAGAGUCCGAGUGAUGGCUUGCGAUGAAUACAAUGUCUCGCAAUUGAUUGACGAGAAGAUAGUUUUGUUGAUCGUCUCGACGACGGGUGUCGGAGAAGAACCCAAUAAUAUGAAGAACUUCUGGAACUUUAUUCGACGACGAGAUCUGCCGAACGACUCGUUGUGUUCGGUGUUUGUGUCGGUCAUAGGUUUCGGUGACUCUUCGUAUGAAAGAUUCAAUUUUGUGGCCAAAAAAUUGCACAAAAGAGUGUUGGCUUUGGGCGCUAAACCUUUCAUGGAUCUGGUCUUAGGUGAUGAACAGCACGAUUGCGGACCAAAUGCUGUCAUUGAUCCGUGGCUUCAAGUCUUCUGGAGUAGAGUCUGUGAAUUGCUUUCUCUUUCACCCGAUUUAUCGCAAAUCCAAGACUCGGACCAACUCUUUAGCCCCAGUUUUAAAGUGAAUUUUGUGGACAAAAAGUGGGAACAAAGUUAUAAAAAUAAUUUCCAAGAAAUGCAUCAAACGGUUCAACACUUCCACAAACAUAAUCCAUAUUUGGCUAAAGUAUUGUCUAAUGAGAGGAUUACUUCCGAAGAUCACUUCCAAGACGUACGACAUAUUAAACUAGAAGUAAAUGACACAAAAUUGAGUUAUGGUUUGGGAGACGUCUGUUGUAUUAAACCGCAAAACAGUGACCUAAAUAUCAAUAGGUUUCUAAGUCUUUUGAAUUUAAAUAAAGACAUGUAUUUCACUCUCGAGAAGAAUGAACACAAUUGGUUGAGUGAGUCCUCAUACUAUAACAAUCUUCCGAAGCCCUGUUCCGUCUUAACACUCGUCACGGAAUAUAUGGACAUUCAGUCGAUCCCAAAGCCAUCAUUCUUUGAUCUCUUUUAUCGGUUCAGUGAUAAUGAUUUGGAAAAAGAGAAACUCAAACAAUUCGCCCAAAAUAGCACAUCCGAUGACUUAUACGAGUACUGCAAUCGUCCCAAAAGGAAUAUUCUGGAAGUGCUCACCGACUUUCCCCACACAACCGCUCGCAUAACAUUUCAAUAUCUCUUUGACUUGAUUCCAGCCAUUAAUCCGAGAUAUUUCUCAAUCGCCUCUUCAAUGAAUGUCUAUCCAAAUGAAUUGCAUUUAUUGGUUGCAGUCGUUCACUAUAAGACACGACUCAAAGAUCCCAGACUUGGCCUCUGUUCCAAUUGGUUAGCAAAUCAGUUGCCGUCCAAGAACUCCAAUGUUCCCAUUUAUAUCAAGAAAGGCACCUUCAGAUUAGCGCCCGACUCAGCCCCCAUCAUAAUGAUAGGCCCGGGAACAGGUGUCGCCCCUUUUAGGGCUUUCAUUGGAGAUCGGGCUCUGAAAAAGAUUUCCAAUAACUUCUUAUUCUUCGGCUGUCGUUAUCGAAAGUCUGACUUCUAUUUUGAAGAGGAAUGGAAACGAUUUAACGAAAACGGGUUUUUGGACUUUUUUAGCGCAUUUUCCAGAGAUUCUGAUCAAAAGGUUUACGUCCAGAAUAUUCUUUGGCAACAAAAAGAUCUUGUCUUUGAAUUGAUUCAUCACAAGAAUGCUUUGGUUUAUGUCUCCGGAAAUGCCAAACAAAUGCCAAAACAAGUGAGAGAAACGAUUUGCGAUAUAUUUAAGGACAGAAUGGGUGGACAACCAGACAGUAAAGAGACGGAACUACUGGUUAAUAGACUGGAACUUAGAGGAAGAAUACAAUACGAAUGUUGGUCUUAA
This is a messenger RNA of Oppiella nova, 1800 nucleotides long. The record is from the annotation of a GenBank genome assembly. Lineage: Eukaryota; Metazoa; Arthropoda; Arachnida; Sarcoptiformes; Oppiidae.